CGUUUCUCCAAUUCUAUUUCACAGUUAACGAAUACGAUAAACUGAAUAUUCGGGUUAAAAAUAUAUAACGACUAUACAAAUAUUAUUAAAUAAAUCAUGCUUGUUUUAGUACUGGGAGAUUUGCACAUUCCACAUAGAUGUAGUAGCCUUCCAAGUAAAUUUAAGAAAUUAUUAGUGCCUGGUCGAAUACAGCACAUUUUAUGUACAGGCAACUUAUGUACAAAAGAAUCAUAUGAUUAUUUGAAAACAUUGGCUAGUGAUGUGCACGUUGUUAGAGGAGACUUUGAUGAGAACUUAAAUUAUCCUGAGCAAAAAGUUGUUACAGUUGGUCAGUUCAGAAUAGGCUUGUCACAUGGGCAUCAAGUUGUACCUUGGGGAGAUCCUGAAUCAUUAGCCUUAAUUCAGAGACAGUUAGAUGUUGAUAUCUUAAUAUCAGGUCAUACACACAAGUUUGAGGCAUAUGAACAUGAAAAUAAAUUUUAUAUUAAUCCUGGUUCAGCUACAGGAGCAUACAAUCCUCUUGAUACAUCAGUCAUCCCAUCCUUUGUCUUAAUGGAUAUUCAAAGUUCAACAGUUGUAACAUAUGUAUAUCAACUUGUUGGAGAUGAAGUAAAAGUUGAAAGAAUUGAAUACAAAAAAAGCUAAAAUUGUAUAAAAA
Molecule: messenger RNA, 658 nt
Organism: Dufourea novaeangliae
Lineage: Eukaryota; Metazoa; Arthropoda; Insecta; Hymenoptera; Halictidae
Gene: Vps29
Product: vacuolar protein sorting-associated protein 29
Exons: 4
Coding region: 97-645 (182 amino acids)
Biological process (GO): retrograde transport, endosome to Golgi; intracellular protein transport
Cellular component (GO): endosome; retromer complex
Source: RefSeq, a predicted model, not a curated record